UUGGAAGCUAAGAAAGUGGUAUAAAUUAUCAUUGGGUUUACUGCAAUGAAAAACAUCUUAUGAAAACAACAGAAGAAUCAUGUCGAUCAAAUCCAUACUGACUUAUUUAAAAGUUCCCAAUAGCAUUUCUUCACUGGCUAGCCACAACGAAUUGCUCUGGUUAGGUAUCAUGAUUAAUUACAAAAGCAUACAGGUUCGCAACAAGUCAUUUAAACGCUAUCUUGAUUAUUCAAACGUUCCUAAACUGGAUGAGGCUGAUCUGGAGGAGCAGUUCAUCCGGGGUAGUGGUCCAGGUGGUCAAGCAACGAACAAGACGAACAAUGCGGUCCUGUUGAAACACAAGCCCACAGGGCUCGUCGUCAAGUGUCAUGAGACAAGGAGCCAGUGGGACAAUAAGAAACGCGCUCGUGAAAUCUUGGUGACAAAGCUCGACAACUUGCUGAACAAGGAACGCUCUAUCGAAGCCCAGAUACAUGCUCUUGAGAAAAAACAGCAGACACAAAAAGAAUACAAGAGAAAAAAGCUGAACGAAAUGAAAAAAGCAUUUCGCGAACGUGAAGGCUUGACGUGACACGUGGUUCUAUGUACAUUUCUUCUAGAAUGUAAAUUGAUUUAGGAAUGAAUAAAAUUAUUUGAAGAAGAGACAACAUAAAACGCACUAAAAAGAGCCAACUUAUAAAUGUUAACUAAUUGAAUCUAU
Cyphomyrmex costatus is the source of this 700-nucleotide messenger RNA. RefSeq names its product probable peptide chain release factor C12orf65 homolog, mitochondrial. The coding region runs from base 80 to 571 and encodes 163 amino acids. Lineage: Eukaryota; Metazoa; Arthropoda; Insecta; Hymenoptera; Formicidae. The record is from RefSeq and is a predicted model, not a curated record. The transcript has a single exon. Gene Ontology annotation, biological process: translational termination. Gene Ontology annotation, cellular component: mitochondrion. Gene Ontology annotation, molecular function: translation release factor activity.